This is a messenger RNA of Tarenaya hassleriana, 2819 nucleotides long. Its product is annotated as intracellular protein transport protein USO1. The coding region runs from base 224 to 2551 and encodes 775 amino acids. The transcript has 2 exons. Gene Ontology annotation, biological process: reciprocal meiotic recombination. NCBI's taxonomy places the organism in Eukaryota, Viridiplantae, Streptophyta, Magnoliopsida, Brassicales, Cleomaceae. The record is from RefSeq and is a predicted model, not a curated record.
CCUCCAAUGCCUUGCUCCAUCCCCCAGUUCUCUCUCCCCGCACUCUCUCCAGAGUCUCUAUAUUUCCCUUCCAUUUUCGUUCCUCUUAUGCUCUCGCGAUCGUGGGUCCACUGUUUUUCAUGUUGCAGGACUGUCGGAACCCUCCGCGGACGAAGAUUGGCGAUGAUUUAGGUUCUGCGUUCGGUAGGGAAUUAGGGUUUUGUGCUAUCUCUGUCGAGCUCUCAUGGUGUUCUCUCAAUCUAUUAGCCUCAAUCUUACUUCCCAUGUUUCUCUCUCCCGCUGCAAGUAUGUUUUGAUAAGACACAACCGAAACCAGAAGGCAGUUGCAUUUCCAACAACAAGGGGGAAGGGAUAUUCUUGUUUGAUAGUUAAAUCUGUCUUCAAUGAUACCCGACAGAACAUUGAUGAUAAUGAAGCGGCAGAGCCUGCGAGGGUUCUUCUGGAUAGAUUGUUUGCUCAGACACAGAAACUGGAGAAGCAAAUGGACCAAAGUUCGGUUUAUUCUGAUGGGAAUCUGCCCUUUCUUAAUCUUGAAAUGCUUGAGUCUGAUCUUCAGGCUGCACUAAUGGCCUUGAUUAAAAGGGAAGAGGACUUAGAGGAUGCCGAGGGGAAGGUUCUCUCUGAGCAAAACCAACUGAACCGGGCAAAGGUUGAGCUGGAACAAAGAGAAAGAAAAAUUGCUGAAGCUUCUUUGAAACAUGAAUGUCUACAAGAGGAUCUAAAGUGGGUGAAUAUUGAGUUAGCUUCUCAGGCUAGAGAGAUAGAAGAAUUGAAGCAUAAGCUCAAGGAGAGAGACAGGGAAACUGUUGCCUUGCAGGCUUCGUUGAUUUUGAAAGACCAAGAACUGGAUAAAAUGCGGAAUGAGAUUGCAAAUAAAAGCAAAGAGUUAUCUGUGGCUAUUUCUGAAAUUCAAAUCAAGUCUCAGCUUCUAAGCAAAGCCAACGAAGUUGUGAAGAGACAGGAAGUUGAAAUACAUGCACUUCAGAGGGCCAUCAAGGGGAAAGAGGAAGAGCUGGAAGAUUUAAAGACUAUGAAGAAACGGGAUGAGGAAAAGCUCAGAGAAACAGUAGCCAAUUUGGAAAAACAAACAAAGGAAUGGUUGAUAGCCCGGGAAGAAGUGAAGAAACUUGAAGAGGAAACAGUGAAACGCAUGGGAGAAGCUAACAAGACCAUGGAUGACUUCAGAAGAGUGAAAAAACUUCUUACUGAUGUGAGGUCCGAACUUGUUUCUUCCCAGAAAGCUUUGGUAUUCUCCAGGGAGCAAAUGGAGGAAAAGGAGCUGUUGUUAGAAAAGCAAAUACAAGAACUUGAAGAACAUAGGAAUAGUGUGAUGUCAUACAUGAGAAGCCUGAAAGAUGCUCAAGUGGAAUUAGAGAGUCAGAGAGCAAAACUCAAGGUCACUGAGGCUCGGAACAAAGCACGUGAGCUGGAUUUGUCAAUCAAGAAACAACUUCUGGAAGAGCUAGGAGAUGAGUUAAAGAAAGAAAAAUCUUUGUUGGGACGAGCUAUGCAAGAUAUCUCCAUUCUUCAAACCGAGCUGGCUGAAAAAACUAAUGCAUUUCAGGUGGCACAGAACCUGCUUCAGGAGAAGGAGACCAGUUUGGUGGAGGCUAAGCUAGAGAUUCAGCAUCUAAAAUCUGAACAGGCUUCUCUUCAGCUGUUAUUGGAAGAAAAGGAUUUAGAACUAGCAGAAGCUAGAAAGAAAUUGGAAGAAGUGAACCGAGAGGUUACAGACCUAAAGAUGCUUAUGACCAGCAGAGAAGAGCAGCUUAUGCAAGCAACAGGAAUGCUGAAGGAGAAAGAUGACCACCUUCACAAAGUAGAAGACGAAUUGAGCGGUAUGAAGCUCAAAGUCAGUGAUGCCGAAACAGUGGUAGAAAGAAUAGCGGAGCUGGCAAGCAAACUGGUUAUGCCCACCAAGGAACGAGAUUAUAAUUCAACCAUGGUUGAUGACCAAAUCGACUUUGAAAUGAUGCAGCAUGUUCUUGAGAAACCUCAUGAUGCUUACAGAUUGGAGAACAAGCGGCUCGAGAUGGAGCUAAGUUUCACCAUUGAAAACUUAAGAAUCAAGGAGAUGGAAGUUCUAGCUGCUCAGAGGGCACUUACACUCAAAGACGGAGAGAUCAAGGCAGUCAUGGAGAGAUUAGAAGCUACAGAACAGGAACUCGAGAGGCUGAAAGAAGAUCCGAUCAAUGACAGUGAAGAUCUAAAACAGCUUUAUGCCUUGGCACAGGAGAGAAUCAGGGAGACAACAAUGGGCGAAUUAGCCAUCGAGAAACUUCAGAUCAAAGCAGCUCAACUUGAAGUUGAAGCUGCGACUAGUGCACUUCAGAAGCUUGCAGAGAUGAGCAGGGAACUUCUGAACAAAUCUGACAUGAACAUUGAGGCUGAAGCUACUUACACUGUUAUCCGACAAAAUGGGUUUGAUCCCGAAAUGAAUUCAGACACAAGUAAUGAGUUUAUUGCUGAGGUUAAAACAGAAGUAGCCAGGCUCUCAGCAUUGACAGAGAAACUCCUGAAGGAGGCUGGAAUAUGUGUUGGUGCGGGCUGAAAGAGAUAAAUUUGUGAAACUUGCAACAUUAUCCUAGAUUUCUCAGACUCUUUUCCGGCUAUAGAUUAUCCAGAUUUUUUUUUGGUGAUGAUAUCCUGUAAUUGUAUGGUUAUCUAUUGCUACGGAAUAGGUUCUUUGGUGGGCAAGGGGCAGUGACAGAGAUUGUUUCCUUUGUUCUGGAAAGGCUAAGCUAAAGUCAUAAGAGAAACAGAAGAGAAACUAUGUAUAUGUACAGCAUGGGGAUACAAAUGCGAUGAUCCAUGACCAA